AUGAGACUUGGGAAUGCACGUACAAUUGACGAGUUCACCAGAUUGCAACAAUUUGCAAAGUGGAUAGCAAGUGUGGGAGAUGGGAUACUAGGAGGUCCAAAUGAUGGUGAAGUGGAUAUUGAGCUUCCAGAUGACAUUCUCAUUAAAUAUUCAGGAGAUCCUAUUGCUGCUAUAGUCGAUGAGAUUUAUUCAUCAUUCAGCAGUUGCAGUGACAAUCCAACCUAUUUGCUGGAACGAGCUAUUUUGGCGCCCACACUAAACGUGAUUGAGUCUAUAAAUCAAUACAUGGUUUCAUUGAAUGAGUGUGAAGGCAGACAAUAUUUAAACUCAGAUAAGACAUGCACAACAGACUCUACUUCAUCGUUGCUCCAUGACAUACAUACGCCUGAGUUCCUAAAUAGUCUUAAAUGUUCUGGUGACCCCAAUCAUGAACUAUACUUGAAAGUUGGAACUCCAGUCAUGCUAUUGAGGGAUAUAGAUCAUGCAAAUGGCUUGUGCAAUGGCACUAGAUUGGUUAUUACCAGACUGGAGAGUCACGUAUUGGAAGCCAAAGUUAUAACUGGUCACAAUGCUGGAAACAAAGUUCUUAUUCCAAGAAUGUCAUUGACACCAUCAGAUCCAAGAUUGCCGUUCAGAUUUCAGAGAAAACAAUUUCCUGUCAUAGUCUCUUAUGCAAUGACAAUAAUUAAACAAAAGCCAAGGUCAAUCAUUAACCCACGUUGGAUUAUUUUUGAAAAGACCAGUGUUUAG
Messenger RNA from Salvia miltiorrhiza (redroot sage), 750 nucleotides. RefSeq lists its product as uncharacterized. The transcript has a single exon. NCBI's taxonomy places the organism in Eukaryota, Viridiplantae, Streptophyta, Magnoliopsida, Lamiales, Lamiaceae. The coding region runs from base 1 to 750 and encodes 249 amino acids. The record is from RefSeq and is a predicted model, not a curated record.